Molecule: messenger RNA, 1358 nt
Organism: Owenia fusiformis
Lineage: Eukaryota; Metazoa; Annelida; Polychaeta; Sabellida; Oweniidae
Source: the annotation of a GenBank genome assembly
CAUACUCUGUGUUGAGAAUGGAACCUUGGUGUUUAUUUGCCAGGAAUGUGGUCUUCACUUGAAAACUGUGUAUUAUUACAGAAAACACAUGGAGAGAGUUCAUGAAAAGAAACCAUUUCAGUGUAAACCUUGUGGACGGCAAUUUGAUAUCCGCAAUAAAUACAGCGAGCAUAUUUUGCGCUGGCAUCAUGGAGUAAGCUAUAAUCAACUCUGGAAUGUGGCUAAAACUGUCUGUGAAUAUUGUGGAAAAAUGAUUCCAACCUUACGUUUUUCAGCGCAUAAAAAAGCUUGUCCUAAAAACAAAGAUUUAGUGAAGCCUUUUCAAUGUGAUAUUUGUGCGAAAACAUUCUUUAAAAAUCAUAGUUUAAAAGCACAUAAGGAAUCCCAUACUGAAGGAAAUAACUUUGAAUGCAAUAAUUGUCGCAAGAAGUUUAAAACUGCUAGGAUUUUGGAGAAACAUAUAAGGUAUAUUCACUUGAAAUUAAUGAAAAUAAUUGAAUGUAAGGUAUGUCAUUUGAGGUUGAAUUCCAAAGCUCGACUUCAAAGGCACUAUCAUGAAAAUCCAGAAUGUGUCACAAAUGAAACUGUACUAGAUACUUAUUCAUGCUUAGACUGCAAAAAAAUAUUUUUUUGUCGCCCAAGACUGGUAGAACACCAAGCUCGGGUGCAUUCAAUAGGUGGGAAAAAAGUAACUUGUGACCUAUGUGACAAAUCUUAUAAUCUUAUAAAGGAUUUGAAAGCACACAUGAGGUUGGCUCACCAAAAACAUUUCAAGUGUCCAUUUUGUGAAAAAAAGUUUGGACAUAAGUACCACAUGGAGAACCAUAAAAAGGUUCAUACAAAAACUAAACCUUAUAAAUGUGACAUAUGUGAAGUGAGCUUUACACAUCAGGGAACAUUACAUUCACACAGAAAGGGGAAGCCUCAUUUAAAGAGACAAAAACAGUUGACUUCACUUUAAAUCUAAUUGCAUGUAUGUAUAGGAUAACCAUUGCAUGAAUCACUUUUACAAAUAACUUUCAUAGUUCUUUCUAGUACUUCAAAAGCAUUUAUUCUGUAUAAAUUGUACUUGUACCUUGAAAUGAGUGUGUCUCUUAGUAUAGUACAGCUCUCCUUAGAGGCAAAUUAGUUUUAGAAUAAAACAUUGAAUUUAUAUAUUUUAGAAAAAUAUGAACAACUGUUUUUCUGAGUCUUAAUCUCAGACGUUACGUCUUUGUAACAAAAUGAAUGAACUUCCGUCUGAGGAAAAUUAUGAUUCAUCAUUUGCAUGUGAGAAUUCUUCACUUCAGCAACCAGGAUGUUAAUAGGCCAUAACAUAAAGCAACCAAGACAUUAUGAAAUUCACCAGAUAAAGUCCU